Mesorhabditis spiculigera is the source of this 717-nucleotide messenger RNA. Lineage: Eukaryota; Metazoa; Nematoda; Chromadorea; Rhabditida; Rhabditidae. The record is from the annotation of a GenBank genome assembly.
AUGCAGCCAGCCCUCGUCGUCGCCGCAUUGGCCUCAUGCGUUUUACAGGUGAUGUGCGUGUGUCCGACGCUACCGACUCCGCAUGGCGCUCUCUCCAGUACGCCUACGGGGCCCGGCAACCCGCCGACAUGCGCGGCUCCGUUGGUCUGCUACAAUGACCCAAAUGCAACGAAUGGGCCGUCCGAUGACUGUUAUGACCCACUGCCAUGCGACGCCCUCCCAACCACGGAGCCAGUGCCGGUGAAGACCGAAACCGCGCUCAUUACAACCACCGAUCCUCCUACAUGUCCGACCGGCGAGACCUGCUACUCGGCUGGAACGCCUGCAACUAACGCUUGCUACAUGAACGCCACGACAACGAUGGCCAGCACCACCGGUGCCACAUCCGAGGCGACUGGAAGCACGGCCGCCACCGGAUCGACCACCGCCUCCAGCGAGUACACCGGAAGUUGUGUGGAUUCUAACACCAACUGCGCGACCUGGACGAAGAACGGUUUCUGCAACAACAACGCCUACACGACGCUCCAAAAGGGACAGUACUGUGCUAAGUCUUGCAACCUGCAGCCGGCUUGCGCUGGAGGUGGCGGCGGUGGUGGUGUUGUCACCGGAUGCAGCGACGAUAGCGCCAACUGCCCAACCUGGACGAAGAACGGUUUCUGCACGAGCUCUUUCUACGCCAGCCAAGUGCAGACAUGCAGGAAGUCGUGCAACCUCUGC